UACAUUAGAGAGUAAAGCCUUUCUAGCCCUACCUCAGUUACUCAUACGUAUGAUUUCGUAGAAUUUUAAACAAGAGGUACGCGAGUUUUGACGGAACGGCGCCGGCCAAGCCACUUCGUCCCGCCUUCCCGUCCGGGUCUUAUAGGCCCCUGAAGCACAUCCGACAGGCCCAGCCAGGGGACCCCCCGUUGGCUCAAAUUUGCAGCGCCGCAUUGCCGCGUUACACGCCCGAACUGCAACAGCUGGCCGCUGAACAAGUCGGAGCUCGCGCAACCGUGAACGACAGGACCACGCCAUCGAUUUCGUCGAGCUUCGUUUGAUCAGCUACCUAGGUCUCUCCCAACUGCAAUCCACUAGCCCACCUCAAUCCGCCUGAUCUCGUAGAAUUGGAGCAUCUGCUGGCCAGUUUCGAGAUGCCAGCUACGCAGCCGUCGUCCUCGUGCCGGUAGUAUGAAAGCUGUCCUGCCGGGAAAGCCAGAAUCCCGGCGUCAAGCUCUGGCAACGGGCUACUGGGAUUCGCGCCGCAUCACCGCCUACAUCACCGGCUCCGCUCUCUCCAUCCUCGGCGAGCCCGACGCCCUCCUGCAGACCAUCUACGAUGACGACGACGACCCCCUCGACGCCGUCGCCCUGGACGAGGCCUCGGGCAAGAUAGCCGUGUCCACCCGCCGCACCGUGCGCAUCUACCGGCCCUUUGGCCAGAAGGAGAAUGCGCUCAGGUGGGCGCUGCAGUCCUCUUUCUCCAUCAACCCCAACCAAGGACCCACGGGCACACACCGAGACACGUCCACAUCUCUCUCGUGGGGUAGCUCCGAGGAGCUGCUGGUGGCGCACUCACACCUCGAACUAUACCAGACCUCGUUGGAGCCAGAGUGCUCGUGGCGCAAGGAGCUGGCAAGCCCCGUCGCGCUCGCCACCCUGUCCUACGACUCGGCCUACAUUGCCUCGGUCGGCCAGGUCGACCGCCUGGUCAAGGUGUGGCGCCGCCUGAGCUACGGAUCCGACGAUGUGCGCUUCGACUUUGCCUACCUCCCCCACCCACAGCCUGUGACGGGCUUCCACUGGCGCCUGCCGCACCACAUCGACCAGACCAUCGAUAAUGUGCUUUACACAUUUUGCGCCGACAACACCCUGCGCGUCUGGACAGGCUCCGACAGCCAUGGCCAGCAACACCUGCAGCUAUGGGGGAAGCUCGACCUGGCCACGGCGAUGCAAGACAGGGCCGCAAAGUCCUCGACUGUCCCGGUGUUCCGCUGGGCCUUUAUGAUGCAUGGCCGGGAUCUCUCUGCCGCCACCGAAACCGCGGUCCGAGACGGCGCCUCGCCGCCGGCCGACGACGCGGCGGCCCUCGACCACGUCAUUGCCGUGGCGAACCGGAGCCCCGAGAUCUGCGUCGUAUUGGACGGCCAAGGCCGCAUGUCUGCGUGGGCGCUCGAGAACGUCGGCUGCAAGACACAAAAGGCGGCCAUAUUCAACGUAGUCCAUGUCAACUCCCCAGAGUUCGACUUUCUAAAAGGCCGCUCGGCCACCCCUAGACCACACGUAGAGGCCUACAGCUACUGCAACCCUGGCGGCCACUUGCACAUUCUCAUGCACUUCUUUGACGGUGGGAUCGAGGUCUACCGCACCAGAAUUGCCCAAUUAUUCGACGUGAACCCGCAGACGAGGCGCAUGGCCCUCAGAUGUCUGUGGAACGGCCACUCGGCGCCCAUCAGGAAGAUCGUGCGCAACUUCAGCGGGCGCGCCAUUGUGUCGCGGACGGAAAAGAACCAGAGCAUUAUAUGGAAGCACCAGCUGGACGCCAAGCGCACAACCAUCUCGCGCCAGACGGCCAUCCAGCACGACGUGCACAUCCACCGCAUGUGUCUGCUCCGGAAAGGGCGCUUUGUCGUCUUUCUCUGCCACGACCACGUGGCCUUGUGGGACUGUCGCAAGUCGACGCCCGUGCUGCUGGCCGAAGGCAAAUACGACAUCCCCGGGAAGCCGCUGUGCCUGCUGAUCUUGCCCCGCGUCAAGGUCGAGGACUACACCACGGCGCACAUCGCGACCAUAACCUCGGAGAAGCAGGGGCUCGUCUGGGAGGUGAAGCUGCCCUUUUACGCCACCCACGAGAGCGGGGCCCCCCCGGCCAACGGGAACAGCCACCAGCAGGCCACGAUCCGCGAGUUCGUCAAGUUCGAGCUCGAGGAUGCCGGCGACCUCGGCUACGUCCUGCCCGUGGAUCCGGCCGGGGCGUCGCCCAUCGUGUCGGGGUUCCUCGACGUGUUUGCGCGCGACGUGGCCAUCUCGUACACGCACUCGGGGCGCGUCGAGUUCUGGACGGCGCGGGUCGGGCACGAGGGCAACGGGGUCGAGUGGCUCUCGACCAGCUCGAUGGAGACGGGCGUGGCCAGCCCGGCGCUCGUCAGCGGGAGCACCAUGAGGAGGGCGGCGCUGGUCAACGCGGCCAGGUCGUCGCUGACCAUCUGGGACAUACGCGGCGCGCGCCUCGAGUAUGCCGACGACUUUGAGGGCGGCCGGGCCAUCCAGGACCUCGACUGGACGUCGACGCCCGAUUCGCAGUCCAUCCUAGCCGUCGGCUUCCCGCACCGCGUGCUGCUGCUCUCGCAGAUGCGCUUCGACUACCUCAACAAGGGCCCCGCGUGGGCGCCCCUGCGCGAGAUCAACAUCCACGGCCUCACGCCGCACCCCAUCGGCGACUCGACGUGGCUGGGCGACGGCCACCUGGUCAUCGGCGCCGGCAACCAGUUCUUUGUGCACGACCGCCAGUUCGACGUGUCGAGCUCCCUCGUGGCGACGCUGCGGCUGCCGCAGCGCAAGGGCGGCAACUGGGACCUCUUCGACGUGGUGCAGCGCCUCAACGGCCCGCUGCCCGUCUUCCACCCCCAGUUCCUCAGCCAGUGCAUCCUGGCCGGCAAGAUCGCGCUCGUGCACGCCGUCCUGCUGGCCCUGCACCGCACGCUCAAGUUCUGGGUCGAGGGCGAGCCCAUUGACGACUACCUGGGCCUGCCUACUGAGGCCUUUUACAUUUCGGACAACGCAUCCAAAGCAUCGUCGGGCAAGGGGGCGCUCGACUACCUGAGCCGGGGCGAGUCGUACGACAAUGGCGGCGGCGGCGGCGGCGGCGGCGGCGACGACGAGACGUUCAGCGAGGAGUUGGCGGGGGUCAUCAGCGAGAAGCUGACGCGCGUGGGGAUCCCGCAGCUGUCGGGGCACGAGCAGAUCCAGCUGGUGGACAUUGUCGAGUGCGUGGGCCUCGUGGAGAAGCAGCGGCGGUCGCUUGACGAGAACGGCGCGCGCUUCACCCUCUUCUUCCGCCAGCACGCGCUGCGCAAGGGCCGCACCAACGAGAUCCACCUCUCGUGGCGCGAGAUCAACUGGGCCUACCACUCGGGCAGCCAGGACAUCCUGCUCGACUUUGUCGCCCGCCAGCACCACGGCAGGAUGCUGUGGGAGGACGCACGGGAGAGCGGCAUCUUUAUGUGGCUGACGGACGGGGCGGCGGUUCGCGCCCAGUUCGAGGCGAUUGCUCGUAACGAGUACACUAAGAGCGAAGUCAAGAACCCCGUCGACUGCAGCCUCUUCUACCUCGCCCUCAAGAAGAAGACGGUGCUGCAGGGGCUGUGGCGUAUGGCGUCGUGGAACCGCGAGCAGGGCGCGACGCAGCGCUUCCUGGCCAAUAACUUUGACGACCCCAAGUGGCGCACGGCGGCGCUCAAGAAUGCCUAUGCGCUGAUGAGCAAGCGGCGGUUUGAAUACGCUGCCGCCUUCUUCCUGCUGGCGGGCCACCUCGACGACGCGGUCAACGUCUGCUUCAACCAGCUCAAGGACCUGCAGCUGGCCAUCGCGGUGGCGCGUGUGUACGAGGGCGACCACGGCCCGGUGCUGCGCAAGCUGCUCGAGGAGGAGGUGCUGGCGAUUGCGGCGCAAGAGGGCAACCGCUGGCUGGCGUCGUGGGCGUUUUGGAUGCUGCACCGCCGCGACAUGGCGGUGCGCGCGCUUAUUACGCCCGUGUACACGCUCCUCGAGACGCCGGGGUCGCCGGACCUGCGGUCCAAGCUGUUCCUGACGGACGACCCGGCGCUCGUGAUCCUGUACGCGCAGCUGCGGCAGAAGACGCUGCAGACGCUGCGCGGCGCGUCCAAGGUGACGCCCAAGGUCGAGUGGGAGUUUGUGCUGCACAACGCGCGCCUGUACGACCGCAUGGGCUGUGACCUGCUAGGCCUCGACCUGGUGCGCAACUGGGAGUUCUUUGCCGGUGCUGGUGCGACGCUCGACGACAGCACUACGCCUGCCACAAAUGGUCUUGGUGCGCUUAGUCUUCUUAAAAGAAGGGGCUCCCUCGUCGUGUCGGAUUUGCUGGCCGCGUCCCAGUCGCCUGUUGCUGCUGGUGGUCUCGCGCAGUUCAUGCCCGCCGAGAUGAAGUCGGGCGGCCACCUCGGCCACCAUCAGCCAUCCCCGGCGCCCGCGACCGUGUUUGAGGAGCCCGAUGCAAACUCUCUGCUAGACAGCUUUGGGUUUUAAUGGUCAGGACCAAUUUGCCGGGUUAGAGGUGGCGGGUGAAAGAGAGACAAGGGGGGAUAAGUGCUUUUGUCGUUGUAAGCAUGCUGUAUUUUGUUUUGUGUUAGGGGGGGUGCCAGAAUGGUGUUUUUUUGGGGGAUAGAUAGAUGAGUGGUUGAGUGGGUGCAUCACAGUACGUAUAUUCAUUGCGGGGAGCGGUUAGGUGUUUAUUUACUUUCGGUCUCUUUUUUGGGACUGGAUUGAAUUAUAUUGAAUCAGGACGGAUUAAAGCUGUAACGGGACGAAUGGACAUGCAAGUUGGAGGGUGCUGCAGCCUGUCUACCUGGGCCCGCUGUUUGAUAAGGGUGUGAAUGGUGUAACUAGAAUCGAACCCUAACCCUCGCCGCAAUCGGAAGGGGGUCUUGAAUGACAGGGCUAGGUUGGCAUCCUCCUCUUCCGCAGCGCAGC
Molecule: messenger RNA, 4968 nt
Organism: Lasiosphaeria miniovina
Lineage: Eukaryota; Fungi; Ascomycota; Sordariomycetes; Sordariales; Lasiosphaeriaceae
Product: RAVE protein 1 C terminal-domain-containing protein
Exons: 6
Coding region: 451-4524 (1357 amino acids)
Biological process (GO): vacuolar acidification
Cellular component (GO): RAVE complex
Molecular function (GO): protein binding
Source: RefSeq, a predicted model, not a curated record